Messenger RNA from Caenorhabditis briggsae, 999 nucleotides. It is a transcript of the gene Cbr-sra-10, whose product is annotated as Protein CBR-SRA-10. NCBI's taxonomy places the organism in Eukaryota, Metazoa, Nematoda, Chromadorea, Rhabditida, Rhabditidae. The transcript is spliced from 6 exons. Gene Ontology annotation, biological process: detection of chemical stimulus involved in sensory perception; sensory perception of chemical stimulus. Gene Ontology annotation, cellular component: membrane. The record is from RefSeq and is a predicted model, not a curated record. The coding region runs from base 1 to 999 and encodes 332 amino acids. Gene Ontology annotation, molecular function: olfactory receptor activity; G protein-coupled receptor activity.
AUGACAUCUAGCAACAUUUCAAUAUGUGCCACUGAAGAUCAAAUGGUCCUGCAAACAUCUCUUCUUCUACGUGUCAAUGUUAUUCUGAUGACUACUGUAGCCAUAUUCACUUUUGUUCUCACCUAUCGAGCAUUAUUCAUUCUAAAACAACGCCCAAUUUUCCACAAGUCGACCAAAAUCUUACUAUACACAAGUUUGAUUUUUGUUAACAUCCAUGAGAUUAUUUUUAUGGUUAUUCAGUGUGUCGCAUUUAUAAGAAGUUUCACAUUGAGCGAUAAGCCUUGUGAAAUAAUGAGAACAACGUUGGAAUGCCGGUUUAAGAAUCAUGUUCUGAUUUUUGGAAUCGCAGGAAUGAACUUCAACCAGUUCGGGUUGACUGUGGAUAGAUUAUUAGCAACAGUGAUUCCACAAACAUACUCUCAUCUUGGAUCCUUUCCUGGUAUCCUGAUUUCAAUAUUAGUGAUCGGAUGUAGCAUUGCAGCUCCAUUGAUAAUUGCGAUCGGAGAUCCCUACGAUGAUAUCGUUCCUAAUUGUUUCUUUUUCCCGCAGCAUUCUGCUCCAAGAGCCAACGUCUUCUUAAUUAUUCUCAGUGCUCUUGUCAUUGCAAGCAUUUUCUUAAACUUAAUUAUCAUUUUUGCUAACAAAAAGUUAGAGAAAGGUACUCGUUACUAUGUAUCCCAGAGAUAUCAGAAGAGAGAGGCCCUAAUUUCUACAAGAAUUAUUGUCUAUAUUGCCGCAUCUCAGUUCCUAGGAAUGGUCCUGUAUUCAACAAUUGUUUUGACUCUGAGACUUCAUAAAUCAAUGAUUCCGGUCUCUAUGUACCAUAAUAUUGUUUGGUGGGCCUAUACAGUACCAUUUGCAGCAGUUGCUCUGCCAGCUCUCCUAAUUCACCGUAUCAAUUUAGUGGGUUCGAAUCGGAAACGUGUCAUAAAUCGGAUAACGGCAAAAGUGGAAACUCAAGAAGAACAUAUGAAAUCGCUGAAAGAAUUGUGGGGUUAG